UGUGAGACGAAGAGCAUCCUCCCUCACACACACCCUGAAGACAACUCGCCUGCAGUAAUCUUAGAAAAUUAUCAGAAAGUGACUUCAAGUGUUUUAGCAAAAUAAUCUGCAGGACCAGAAAGAAAGAGUCAGAUUUUUUAAUCAUAGUCCAGAUAAACCUGAGUUCAACUUAAAGUCAUUACAGGACUGUUUUCAGGGAUAUUAGAAGACAGUCGUAGAGUUGAUCAUUCAGAGGAACACGUAUACUCGGACACCGGGGACGCCCAGCACGCCGCAGCAGAAUGGACCUCCCUCCAAUCAGAGGUUUAUCUGAUGUGCCGUGAGCGUUGGGAGCACCUUGCCCCGGCCCCGGCCUGCAGCCCUGGUGCCGCCCUGUCUGGCUCACCAGGAUGGAUCCUGCUCAUUCCUUCAGGGUGGAGCUGGACGGGAUGGACCUCCAGCAGGUCCCAGUACUCUCACUUGAACAGAUACGUGCCAUCCGGGCCAACAAUGACUAUGUGGAGAGGCCCGUGGCACUGGAACUGGCGUCUCAGUCCGGAUUCUUUUAUGCCCAUGAAGACCGUUACCCUCCUGGAGUUUACCCCCACCACCCCCAGUCGUCCUUCCACUCGGCCCUGCCCCGCAGCCAAAGUCAGCAGCAGUCCGCUCAUCUGUCCCACCUGAGCCGAUCCAGUACCAUAAGCUCUUCCAUGUCUCGGACCAGUGCCACCUCAGACCAGCGGCUACUGCCAGGUCUGACACCGUCUCACUCUGGCGUCGGCUCGGUGGUCCGCUCUCAGCCUAAAGGAGAACUCAAGCACGAGACUUCUUUCGGUAAAGGCCUGACGGAGGACGAAGCCGAGCAGGGUCACUUGUUCAUCUGUGAGCGGUGCGGUCGCUGUAAGUGCCAAGAGUGCUGCGCUCCCCGCCGCCUGCCUUCCUGCUGGGCCUGUGGGCAGCGCUGCCUGUGCUCCGCUGAGAGCGCCGUGGAGUACGGCACCUGUUUGUGCUGCGUUAAAGGCCUGUUCUACCACUGCUCCGCCCAGGACGACGAGGAUAACUGUGCUGACCGGCCGUGCUCCUGCACUACAGCCCACGCCUGUGCCCGCUGGGGCACCAUGGGGCUGCUGGCGCUCUGCCUGCCCUGCCUCUGCUGCUACCCCCCUGCCAGGCUGUGCCUUGCCCUGUGCCAGCGCGCCCACGACCGUGCCACGCGCCCCGGCUGCAGGUGCAGCAACACCAACACUGUGUGCCGCAAGAUUUCUGCCUCCAACCCCAACCCUGGUCAUCCCUCGCUCCGUAGCAAGGCCCUGGAGAAGCCGUUAUGACAGGCCUGGACCGGGGCCAGGUGAAUCCAUUUCCCCUCAGCCGUCGCCAAAGCAACGCUGUCGCCAACAGCACCGCAGCUGACAUUGUGACGACAAUGCCAUCGUGACCCACCUACCUACAUACGACAAGCCAACCAACCAACCCACCAUAAAGUGUUGUUCACCUAAUGUACCUUGAAUUUUCUCCAGCUCCGGAGGGACCAAAGCUUUACUGUGCCUGUUCACGUCGGAGACUUCAUGCCUGAAAACAAAAACUCGUCCUGGAAGAAGAAGAAGCUGUCGUGCUUUGCUGGACUGCCCUUCAACCUUAACCAGACUGAAAUCACCUCUCUCUGCAUCCUGUGGCGUAACCUGGACGUGUUAAAAUCUAUUUAUUUAUUGCUGAACUUCCUUCCUGCUCAGCAUUUGCAAGAGAAAACACAGAGACGGGCGAUGGACCAAAUCAGGAAGGAAAGACGCCCGAGGCGAUGUGCACGGUCUAUGCCAACAGAGUUUCUGCUCUCGAGAAACAGAAUCGGAUGAAAGAUGGGAGAUUGAGGACUUGGACCGCAAAGACGUUCGGAAAAAUCCACAGAAGGUUGAAGAAGACAGAAUGAACUGUGGUGAAUAUCAGACUGGGACUGAGCAAAGCACCGAGGCAUCAAGUGAGAACAAAGACACUGUUAACACACCUGUAACAACAGUUUGACACCAAAAAGGGACCAUGCACUGUACGAACUGAGUCAAUCUCAAAGAUAUUAAGCUCAUUUGUAAAAGGAAAAGCACUGUGAGGCAGACGGACAACGUUGUCCCUGAAUGGGGAAUUAUUUAACCGGAGGGAGGGUGCAUCUAUUGUGACUAGGCAGCGUGUGUGUGUGUGUGUGUGUGUGUGUGUGUCCUCCUACUGUACAACAACCUGUGUGUGUGUGUGUGUGUGUGUGUGUGUGUGUGUGUGUUGUUCUGUCAGCAGAAGAAGCCUCCCUCGUCUUAUUUUUAGCCGCGCUGCUUCAGUGCAGCUCUGAGGAGUCUGGUCGGGUUUCCUCCACAAGUCAGUCUGUCGCCAGCCUCCCUCCUCUGACCGACCUCCUUCACUGCCCCGCCCUCCAUCGCUCUCUGCUCCCGUCGUCCAAUCAAAACGCUGCUCUCUGAACCAUCUUUGUGUCUCAGUCAGUGAGCACCUUCAUCCAGAAUGACUUGUGGUAGAAGAAUAAAGCUUUAGUCCAGCAAUAACCGAUAAAAUAGACCAGAAACAUUCACAUCUUUGAAAUCAGACACAUUCUCCACUGAAGCGCUUCAAUGUCGGUUUAGUGUGUCUGAACCCUAAAAAUUAAAAAGCUCCCGACAGGUCGUGUUCAAUUUUGGACCUUCUUAAAAUGAUACUGGCUCAAUUGUCGGUGAGUUUUGAUGGUGGUGGAGUUACGUCUUGUUAACUUUUGAAUUACUGCUGUAUCUACUGACAGUUUCAUGGGAAAUCAAUGAAUCAGUCUAUAAAAUACCAAGUUUUAGACUCAAUGAAUCAACAAAUCAUCACAUUUAGGCAGAUGGAAGCAGACGAUGUUUGACUUUAACUAUUGAUUAACCAUCAAAAUAGUUAAAGCAAUACUUUAUCUUGGCCCUACUUUAAACAUCCCAUCAGUCUGUUUGUUAAAUCUCCACCUCGUCUCAGACGCUUGGAGCACCUGGACCUCCAUGAGGCUCAGGACCUCCAGACUUCAUGAACUCUGCCACAGCACUCAGCAGACUGUCACAACCAAACCCAACCUGUGAAGUCCGGCUGACCACAGGCGUAUAUUUCCCACCAGCAUUACUGUAGAUCCCUGCUGCCUCGUCCGACUCUCCUCUUACGCUCAGAGGGAUAAAAGCCUCCCGUCUCUGGUCCACAGAGAGUUGAUCAAACAGGCAAUUAGCUUCAUGAUAGCUCUUAAUGGGCCGGAGCAGAAUGGAGGGAGGAGGGAGGAGGAGUGUGGUGUUUGGCAGAUGGACAGCUGAUGGAGAGGAGAGAGGGAGGAGAGACGAUGAUGAUGUCGGCGUCUCUCUCUCUCUCUUUUUUUUUGUUUUUUUUACGUUAAAACUGAUUUUCAUCACUUCUAAACUCGUUCAGCACUUCAGGUACGGAAACGUAACGUAACCACAGAGAGAACAACACACACACACGGGGUCAGGUGUGUGUGUAUGCUAGUGUGUAUGUAUGUUCAUGUUUUUAAGUGAGUGUGUGUGUGUGUGUGUGUGUGUGUCCAGGUGCUGCAGCACAGACACACAAACUGACCUGAUUUGUUAAAUGUUACUUUGCUAUAUUUUUAUAUGUAAAUACGGCUAUUAAUGCUAUAACUAUUUUUAUUCUGCUUCAUUUUGUUUCUAUGAGAUGUUUGAUAUUAUUACAGCUGUUUUUUUCCAUUAUAGUGAAUAUUUACUUAAUUUACGGUCCACUUGUGAUCAAGUCAGGAACUUUUGGGGCAACUGACAGCAAACGUUGAUGGAGGACACUUCUGUAGCAUCAAGUAUGAAACGCUGAGCUUCCGUCUUCUUUCUGCUGGCCUGAAAGUGAACGACAUGAGUUCAUGUUUCACAGAUCGUCUCAUGUCCGACAUCAGUGCAGCUGUGAUCACUGUUGCACGUUGUGAAGAAUCGGCUCAGUCUCCAGGAUGUAAUGUUAGCAGCUGAUGUUUCUGCAAACCACAGAUACGUCCGAGGUCGACACGUGUACCAAACCUUCCAUUUGACCUUAAAAAUGUUUAUUAGCUGAGUUUCACGUUGAGGUGGAGG
Molecule: messenger RNA, 4049 nt
Organism: Acanthopagrus latus (yellowfin seabream)
Lineage: Eukaryota; Metazoa; Chordata; Actinopteri; Spariformes; Sparidae
Product: protein sprouty homolog 3
Exons: 2
Coding region: 390-1307 (305 amino acids)
Biological process (GO): negative regulation of Ras protein signal transduction; animal organ development; multicellular organism development
Cellular component (GO): membrane; cytosol
Source: RefSeq, a predicted model, not a curated record